GGAGUAGUAUUGUUGGUAUACAAAUCUGUCAAAUAGAAGUCUCGUGACUUUAUUUUCAAAUUAAUUUUUUAUCGAUACAAAAUAACCAUGAAAGCUUAGACAUUAAAUAUAGGCUAGUGGAAAGGCUUGAAGUGGACAAGAUGGUCAGUUUAGGAAAUGAUUCGACUAAUGCGAGACAUUCCGGAGGUUAUUUUUUUAACGAUGAUUCAGUACAGAAUAGUGAUGAUGAUUUAUUGGUGGAUCAUUUAACACUAACUAAUGACACUGAUCCUCCAUUCAGAAAGAUAAAUAUUAUCUGGUCCAUAAUUGCUGUUAAAAUAUUAUUUAUUGUUUUAAUAUUAGCAUCGUUUUUGGUGCCAGUAUUAUGUGACAAAGGGAAAUGUGGAACUGAUCCAUUUUCUAUAGUAGUAUAUACCCACGGUGGUAUGUGGUGCGUAUUACUGGUAUUUGAUCGUUAUUUCCGACAUAAACACCACGUCAGUCGUCUACAGGGUUAUUUAGAAUUCUACAGAAAAACCAGAUAUAUUCGUCGAUGGCCGUUUACUUUGAAUUCAGGAGCCAAUGCUUUAGCUGUAGUUGUAGUAAGAGUGGUAGAUAAAUAUUGUAGUAAAGAGAAACCAUGUACAGUAUUAGACAGAGAUAAUUAUAUCCAGAUAGUUAUAGCAGUAGAAGUUAUACUUGUAUUACCUGUACUCAUCCUAUAUUUAGUACGUACAGUGAAGUUUAAUCGUCAGAAAGCUUACCCUGAUGUAUCACAGGAUGAAAUGUUGACAAGUUUUAUACAGUCUCAGUCCAUGGCUUCUGAUGUUGGCUUUAAGGACGAGAAUUUUGUCGACCAGGUUUUAGAGAAACAGGCGGACAUGAUCCGUUAUUUAAAGCAGCACAACACUCAACUUGGUAAACGUAUUCUUACACUGACGUCUGAGGUCAACGCUUAUAAAUCACAGAGUAGAGCGUCACAUUCUAUUGGUUCUAUAAACUGAACAUUAACCAAUCAGAAAUCAAGGUUAAUACUGCAAAAAUCGUUGUUACUUAAACUAUGCAGGAUAUAUGUGGGAUGAAUCAAGUUUUUACAAAGUCUGAAUGAUGGAUUGUUGGACCAUGACUUGUCAAUUGUAUCAUCACCAUAGCCUUAUGUUCACAUCUCAAUGGAGUCAUCAAUGUGUUCCACCAACCUGGUUUUUUCCUAUGUAUUAUAGACAAGUUUGUGAUUUUCUUGGGCUAUUUAUAUAAUGAUAAAUGCUUAUCAGCAGGAUACCAUUAGCAUUAACAUAUUGUUAAUGACAAAUUUGUGAUCUCUUCAGUUAGCAUUGACAUAUUAUAUAGUUAAUUAUAAAUGCUUGAUUAUAAAUUAGGUACAGCAUAACUCAAUAUUGUUAAUGUGUGACUCAGCUGUUUGGAUGUCAAGGGCAUGAUUUGUAAAUGCUAAUGGUCAUUUUGGUUUUUUAUAAUAAGGUGACUGUAUUUAUAAUGAAUUCAUUACAUAAUGUUUGCAAAUAAUUUGAGAAUCAAAGAUAAAUAUAAUUUUAGGGAGAGAUCUAUGGUGAACUUCUUGAACCGUUUAGCACCGGGACUGUCCGAAACUAUUUCUUGUUAUUUAUUGUGUUACUAUCAGCAUUUUCAUUUUUCAUAUGGGCAUUGUGUAUAAUAAUGAAAUGAAAUGGGGAUUAACGUCCUACUGUUCUGCACCGACUGGGCUAAUGAAGACGAGCAUACUCCAUACAGUGUGGCAUUGUACUUAGUAGCUUUGAUGGGCCAAAUCUAAUUUUAAAGAUGCAUUAUGUAAGAGUUAAAUUUGUCUAUUUGUAGGUCUUUCAUUGGCUUGAAAUAUUAUAUGAAUUAUUAAUUUGGCAUGACAAGCCCAAAAUCAACUCAUUAGACUAUCUGAUGACCUUGAUAUUGAAUGGAUUAAAAUACCUUUGCCAUUUAAUAAUAUAAUGUAAACAUGGAUAACUGAGACUUGUUUAUUAUCAUAGCAAUAUUACUUGACAAUUCAUUGUCAAAACUUCAAACACUCAUAACUUUGCACAGAAUAAAAUAAUUAGUAUGAAACUUUCAAUAUAUUCAUUAUUCAGUAUCUAUGUUUCAACUAAUAUAUCAAGAAUGGCUAGCUCUUUCCCUAAAUCUUACAUAAUGCAUCUUUAAAUAUAUAACAUAAAUGAUUAGAUCUCGAAACAGAGUUCAAUAUGUUGAAAUUUCGAGUCUGUAGUUGUAUCAGGUGACAGUAGUCAGCACAAUGUAUAUUAAUUGGGCUGCCAUUAUGUAUCCAUCUAGUCUGUCCCAAAAGUGUUGGGAAGAGUUAGUUAGCGCAGUGUUGUUUUUUUAAUUAUAUCAAUUGGGAUGCCAAUCCUAUCUUUGUUAAGUCUUGAUGCAUCAUUUUAGCGCUGUAGGAAUCACUUGCAAAUCACAAAGACGAAUCUCUAAUAGAAAUAUAUGUACAAAAAUGGUUCAAAUCCAUUCAAUAUUUACAAAGGUAUGAGGAAGUAAACUUCCAUCAAUUUAUGCUGCUGGCUUUGUAAUAAAGCCUGUUUUAAACCAGAUUGAAUCCAAGCUGGAACAUUAUCUAGCAUUGGUAUUUUGGUUUCUUAAUUAAACAUACAUUAUGCAAGAGCAAAAUCUGCUUAUUACAAGUCUUUCUUUAGGCCUCAAAUGUUAUCUAAAUUAUCAAUUAGACAUUAAUUAACUUAACCAGACCAUAAUAAACUCUCGAUGUCAAGGCUAGCCUUCGAUGUUGGCUGGAUUAGAUUCCUAUAUGCCUCUUACGGCCAUUGAUAAUUAAAUUAAAAAAAGUGGAUAAUCGAGACUAUGCUGUUUAUAUUAAUGAUUUUAGUAAUGAUGACCGAGACUAUGCAAAAAUUUCACCCGCGUCUUUCUCGGCUCAUAGUGGAUCAAUUUGACUGAAAUUUUCAGCAAAUUACCUUUACACUAUCUAGUUUUUAACUAUUAUAGCGAGAACUGCCAUCUCUUUAUCUUAUCUCCCAUAAUGUAUCUUUAAAUGAUAAAUAUUUAAUCUAGUACAUAGAGGAUAUUUGUCGUUUUAGAGUGAAUAACAUAUUUUAUUUCAUCGAGAAGCAAGAAAACCUAGCCAGUGGAAUAACACUUUUAUUUCACUGAUAAAACGCGGUAUUCCACUACUGAUCAUAAAAUAAAUAUUAUUAUUAGCAUGGGUUAAUCUGUAAGAAAUUUGAUAUUUUAGUGAAACAUGCCAAUGAUGCAUCGUAACUUUAAAAGUAUCUGACAACCUUCUAUGUGGUGUUGCAUAAAACUAAAUCAUUUAGCCAACGAUCAAAUGUUAUUUGUUGUAGUCUUUUACACAAUAAUUUACAAUACUCCCUUGCAGUUAUUAUUUAUUGCAACAGAACUGACACUCUUCGCAAAGACAAAUGAAGUUUACUAGAGUAUGAAGCAAAUUUGUUAAUCAUUAACUCUACUCCACAAAACGUAAUACUAUUACGUCUGGCACCAAGUUCACAAAGCAUUCUGAGACUUAAGUUAAGAAUUUACUCAAAAUUGUUCACCUUAUUUUAACUAAAAUAUAGCCAAUUAUAAAACUUUUGUUGUUUUAUUGUAUCAAAUACAUAGAAAAGAAACUAUGUGUAAAGUAUUCUGUUUCUGGAUCAAAGAUGUUUCUCAUAAACAAUGAUUGAAAGUUGAGCAAAUUCUUAACUUAAGUCUGAGAAUACUUUGUGAACUCAGGGCCCCAGACCAGGAAACAUUCAGUUAAGUUUAUCAGUAGUGUCCAUGACUGGUUUGGAGAGAGUGUAAAUGGGCACAGUGUACUUUAUCAUGACUCAGUUAUGGGGUUUAAUAUGAGCAGUGUAUGUAAACCUACACAAGGAAACCUAUUUCACUGAUUAGUGAAAUACUGAAAUAGCCCUGGAUAUCUUUUAGUUGUAAUGUACCAGUAUAUUGUUGUAACCCUGUCUGUCGGUCUCCUUUAACAUUUCUUGUUAGUGCACUCGAACUGGCAAUUAUUGAUAUAUCUUUUACAAAUGAAAUGAAAUGCACCGACUCGGCUAAUGAAGAUGGGCAUAUGCCAUGCAGUGUGCAAUGAGGGAAAUUUAUUUCGAAUUCCAACUGUCAAGGGUUGUUUUAAGUGCAUGCCAGUGUGUACACAGCCCCCGUUUCUUUGCCAGGCCCUGCAUCCUACACCACUGACAAGGGGAACCACGCCGGAACAUUCUCGGCCAAAGCAGGGAUCAUCAUCGAACACGGGACCUCAAGGUUAGCAAGCCAUGUCUUACUCACUGAGCCACUAUGGCACCCUAUAUCUUUUACAAAUUGAUAUGGGUUUAAUAUAUCAUUGAAAUGAAGAAUCCUAUGGAUUUCUAGCGAUUUAAUUAUGAUCUGAUAUUUUUGAAUUUUUAUGGAUUGUUUACAUGAUAACUGUUUGGAUGACUUGGGUGCUGGUUGGUGUAUAUUACGUUGCCUGGCAACCUAUGUUAGUUUAUCACAUCGUUAUUACUUCCCCUCUCUCUUUUUAUUCUGUUAAUAAAUAGUUCCGGUGGAAGAAUCCUUUUAUUAUUUUGCUUUUUCUUUAUUAUAAACAACUUUUAUCAAACCCCAGACAAAAAAUAUUUGUAUUUUUUUAUCAACCCUCAGUAGUGUUCACAUGUAUUGGACUAUUCGUAUUCAAGGCAUUUUAAACUGAUUUACUGAAUGUCGAUAAAAACCUUGUUCAAUUUUUGCUUCCUGUAGGAAAUGUUUACUGAUAUUUAAAAGGAAAUAAAAACAAUAAAAAAAACUUCAACCAAUUAAGAAUAGCAUUCGAAUAACAACUUAGACUAUUUGAAUACUAAAAUCAGCAUUCAAUAUUACCACUAAUAACCCAAUUAAAGAUAAAGAGCAAUGUUGUUUCAUUAUCUGGUAUUUGAGUAGUUUAUUUGAGUUCCCUUCUUCAAAAAGGGUGGGUGGCCGAAUGGUUAGCAUGAGCGUGCUGUAUCAUACAGUCUGUCAUUGAGUCAACUGGCAGGGUUUCGAUUCCCCGGUUGUACGUGACAAGGAGUAGAGUUGCCUGUCCAACCUCGUGGGUUUUCUCUGGGUCCUCCCACUGCUAAAGACCCCAACGCACAAGCGAAUUAUUGAAAUAAAAUUGAACCAUGUGUUAGUCCAGAAAUGACCUAAUUUGUGUCGAGUGGAAGUUAAACCCCAUUUCUCUCUCUCUCUCUUUCUUCAAAAGCCAUAGCUACCAGGUAAAAUAUAUCCUGUGCUUUCAGUUCAGUUUGUGAUGAAUAUACCCAUUUACUUGAAUCUAUUGAAAUAUAACUUGUGAAUGCUGUUAUUAAAUUUUUGAUUCUGUUAUUUUAUUCUUUUGAUAUUUUUUUUCACUAUCAACUAUAACGAUGCUCCUUUCAUUAAAUAAAUAUUACAACACUGUUGUGCUAUAUA
Patella vulgata (common limpet) is the source of this 5388-nucleotide messenger RNA. RefSeq names its product transmembrane protein 192. The record is from RefSeq and is a predicted model, not a curated record. The coding region runs from base 141 to 983 and encodes 280 amino acids. Gene Ontology annotation, cellular component: lysosomal membrane; late endosome. NCBI's taxonomy places the organism in Eukaryota, Metazoa, Mollusca, Gastropoda, Patellidae. The transcript is spliced from 6 exons.